AUCUUGAAUUGGCAGCUUCACAAAGCAAUCGCCAUGUUUGAAUCGCGAGAUGGUUUCCAAGUACGAGCGGAACCAGGGUUAGGGUUGUAUACCAAACUCUACUCAAUGUCAUAAAGUGGAGCUUAGACCCUUGUUCGCAACCUCAUCCCACCUUCUUUUGUUGAAGCAUUGAAAGCAAUUGAGGCCCAGUUUGGUGCAAGAAAACACCUGGGCUUCCAAAGACAACAUGGAAGCUCUCCUCAGAAGACGAGCGGUAUAUGUGUGCCAAAGCUGCGUUCGGAGCGCUCGGCAACCGCUCUGGCGCAACUACUCCAGUGCUCCCCCUCGACCGGAUAUCUACGAUGUGGUAUGUGUGGGUGGAGGGCCUGCUGGUCUCAGUCUCUUGACUGCUUUACGCGCAAACCCCAACACCUCCCACCUCCGAGUUGCCCUUGUCGAAGCCCAAGAUCUCUCCAAAAUCAGAUCAUGGAGCCUUCCACCAACCAAGUUCUCGAAUCGAUGCAGCUCCCUCACGCCCUCCUCGGUCAAGUUUCUCGAGCAGAUUGGGGCAUGGGAGCACAUAGCCCGAGACCGGGUACAGCCAUAUCAGGAGAUGCAAGUCUGGGAUGGAGUAUCUGGCGCUAGGAUCGAAUUCGACUGGGCGGGUGCUGCCCCAAAUACCGGAACAACAAUUGCCUACAUGACAGAGAACUUGAAUCUGACGUCUGGUCUGCUGAAGCGGCUGGAGGAGCUUGGUGGAGUGUCUACCUUUGACAACGCAAGGGUGGAAAAUAUCACACACGGUGAGGAAACAGAGGAACUGGAUCUGCGGGAAUGGCCGGUAGUACAGCUGUCUGGGGGGAAGCAACUCUCUGCCAGGCUUCUGGUUGGGGCGGAUGGAGCCAACAGCCCUGUGAGGUCCUUUGCGAAUAUCGAGGCCAAGGGAUGGGAUUACAACCGCCAUGGUGUGGUAGCGACUGUGGAAUUGGAAGGUGAGGGCUGGGGUGGUGAGUUCACCAAGAUUGCUUACCAAAGGUUCCUACCGACUGGCCCAGUUGCCAUGCUGCCAAUGCCUGGCAAAUACUCUACACUGGUCUGGUCCACCACGCCGAGCAACGCGGCCCUUCUCAAGAGCCUCUCGCCGAAGGAUUUCACCGCCAUGGUCAAUGCUGCCUUCACGUUAAGUACAGUUGACCUGGAAUACAUGCACACUCAGAAAUCUGGACAAGAGGAAGAAUAUUCAUGGAGAAUGGAACACACUCCUGUGGACCACCGCGCAGUUCCUCAGGUUGUCACGGGCGUCCAGGAAGGCACAGUUGCUUCCUUUCCUCUGAAGCUACGACACGCGGACACCUAUGUUGCCGAACGAGUGGCCCUAGUCGGUGACGCCGCUCACACCAUUCACCCGCUUGCCGGUCAAGGUUUGAACCAAGGUCAGGGCGACGUACAAAGUCUCGCAAAGACCAUCGAGUACGCUGUUACACAUGGGCAAGAUAUCGGUGUGGGCAUGUCGUUGGAGUCAUAUGUUUCUGAACGAUAUGCCGCCAAUCACGUCCUCCUCGGAGUCUGCGAUAAGCUCCACAAGCUGUACUCCUUUGGCAGCGGACCUCUGGUGCCAUUGAGAUCGUUGGGGCUGUCCGCCGUCAACGCUCUCGGACCCCUGAAAACCUUUAUCAUGAACCAGGCGGCCGGAAAUGGGAUGAAGGUCUUUUGAGAGGCGAUCUAUGAUACCCCGCUUCUCAACAUUUGGUCCUAGUUCUGUUGUACACUUAUGUUGAAUAUGUAUUAUAAUACCUCAUUCUGUCUCCCGUGCCUGGAACAUCAUGUGGUGAGUUAGAUCUGAGAUGGGAUGAAUGCCCUUGACGUGGAAGUCGUAUUGCUGAGCGUUGAUACCGAGUCCAAGUGCCCGAUUUCAGUGAGAUGCCGGAGACCGGACGAUUACGUGCCUGCCCCUUUUGAUCGCUCCUGCCCUUUUGAAGGUGGCUUGUUCAAGUUUCAAGUUUUGAUAUCCUCGAUGGGUGCCGAAUAGCAUGGGGUAUGCCUAGGUAGUAUUUUCUUUGCGGUCUCGAAACUAUUGUCUCUUUUCUUGCAGCGUUUCUCUACACUGUUUCGAGAAUUGAGUUCAACAAUUCUAGUGCUUGCCCAUAUCAUCUUGAAGAAGACAUCCAGCAGCCUAGCGCUUCUUUAG
Messenger RNA from Podospora pseudocomata, 2167 nucleotides. RefSeq names its product putative ubiquinone biosynthesis monooxygenase (gene COQ6). Gene Ontology annotation, molecular function: oxidoreductase activity, acting on paired donors, with incorporation or reduction of molecular oxygen, NAD(P)H as one donor, and incorporation of one atom of oxygen; FAD binding; 2-octaprenyl-6-methoxyphenol hydroxylase activity. Gene Ontology annotation, biological process: ubiquinone biosynthetic process. The record is from RefSeq and is a predicted model, not a curated record. NCBI's taxonomy places the organism in Eukaryota, Fungi, Ascomycota, Sordariomycetes, Sordariales, Podosporaceae. The coding region runs from base 227 to 1693 and encodes 488 amino acids. Gene Ontology annotation, cellular component: mitochondrion. The transcript has 2 exons.